AGUGCGCCCCUGCAUGCCCGUGGCAGGAGGACUGACGGUCGCCAUCUCUGGGUAAACACUGUAACCGUUUCACGUAGUUGAUAUUGUAGUGUGUGGAUUGAAGCUGGAGCGUACAGUGGUAGCAGCAGCAGAAGGCGGGGGCUCUGCUGCCUGCAGUGGACACACACGUCUUCAGCGCAGGACUGACGCUUUUGUUUGCCUCUUGCUCAUCGGACUGUCACUUGUUUGCCGCUUCUCCACACUGACAUUUCCCUCAUAUAUCUGAGCUCCACUGGAUGGGACUGCCUGCUCUGAAUAAAAUGGGAUUUUAAUGGUGCACGCAGCGGACGCUGUAGCAGCCUGUGCACAGCCAGAGGACUGUAGCGCGCUUGGUAAUGCUCGGCAAGGAAUAAAACGUUGUUGCCGAAGGUGCGUAACAUCUCGUUUCCAUGGACAACACGUCCAUAAUAACACAGGUUGCAAAUCCGAAAGAGGAGGAGAGCAUUUCUUCAGGUCAAGAUAAAGUCUCCCAGUCAAACUGCAGCUUAAAGAAGCACAGGAGUCGGAGCAUUUUCAGCCCCUUCUUUUGCUGCUUCCGCAACUACAAUGACUACCAUGUGGAGCCACCACCCGCCAAUAACAAGACACUUUCUUUACCCCCUCCGCCAGAAGAAAAUGGCAGUUCUCCCAAGUGUGACCAGGUCCAGGUUAUCCCUAUACCCAGUCCUCCAGCUAAGUUCCUUCUGCCAGAGGUCAGUAUAGCAGACUACAACAAGAACUGUGUGGUGAUCGACCUGGAUGAAACCCUUGUACAUAGCUCCUUUAAGCCCAUCAGCAAUGCAGACUUUAUCGUUCCAGUGGAGAUUGAUGGCACUGUUCAUCAGGUGUAUGUGUUGAAGAGGCCCCACGUAGAUGAAUUCUUACAGAAGAUGGGGGAGUUGUUUGAGUGUGUCCUCUUCACAGCCAGCUUAGCCAAGUAUGCUGACCCUGUGGCAGACCUGCUGGACCAGUGGGGGGUGUUUCGUGCCCGGCUCUUCAGGGAAUCCUGUGUUUUCCACAGAGGAAACUAUGUCAAAGACCUCAGCCGACUGGGCCGAAAGCUCAGUAAAGUCAUCAUUAUAGACAACUCACCUGCCUCCUACAUCUUCCACCCUGAGAAUGCAGUCCCAGUGCAGUCCUGGUUUGAUGACAUGACAGACACAGAGCUGCUGGAUUUGAUCCCAAUGUUUGAGGGUCUCAGUAAAGAGGAGGACGUUUAUAGUCCUUUGCAAAGUCUGAGGAACAGGUAGCAGACGACAGCUCCAGCUGAUCUUACCUCCCUCAGCCCUGCUGAACAGAAGCCUCACCUCUCUGCCACAGCCCUGCAGCCCAGCACUCAUCCACUAACCGGCUCGGCUACCAGUCUGGUUAACGAUCUGGUUAUAAUCUAGUAUGUUAGUACUGUAUGGAUUCUUACUAUCUGUGGAUUUGUGGACUCUUUGUACAGGACUGCUACUUGCAAAAGAUUACAUUACUAUAUGUAUAUACGUUAUGUUUCUAAGACAUACAUAAAGUAAUUUUUCUAUCAAAGAGAGGUGGUUUUAUUAUUCUAUCAAGAUUCUAUCAAGUAAUAUUUUAGUUACCGAAAACAAUCAAAUACACAUAACUUUUUAUUUGUUUAGUUAUGUGUUUUUUUUAUUUGUUUGUUUCUUUUCCAGGGAUGGCUGACCUUUAAUUUAAUGGUGUUAAGCAGUGCUAUGCAGGCUGUUGUUUCUCUUCUGACUUUUUUUUUUUUUUUUUCAAACAACUGUGAUUUACCUUCUCUUACAGAAUGAAGUGCCUUCAUUACUGUGCUGUUUUUGUUGUGUCGGAUUAUGAGGUGCACAUUUGUAUGCUGCCUAUUUACUCAGAUCUCCAAUAGCGUUAUAUGUAAAUCUGUUGGAAAUGAGUCUCUGGUAAACGGACAUUUAAUUUGAGAAGACUGACAGUAGUAAGUCCUUGAAAUUUAUUUUUAAAAUAACCUAUUAGGACCUGGAUAAUUUUAUAACUUUGAGUUAAGUAGCAUUGAAUUGUUAAAUUUACCAAAGACUUUUACAAUUCAAUGUGUUUUGUGGCUGAGUUGCAUCAUUUGAUCCUCGACAGUGACUGUAAAUUGAUUACCCAUGAAGACACUAAAUCCCUUUGUGAUGACAUCACUGUCCAUCAAUAAAUGUUAAACUUUUUGAGGAAAGUAGGAAAAUUUAAAAAAGACUAGCUUAGAUAAGAUGAGAUUCUAUUUAUUGGGGAAAAGGGUGUUGGGAGUAUUGUAAAGAAUGCUGUUGAAAUCGUACUGUACAAGAUGAUUAAAGUUGCAAGUUUGCACACUGUCA
This is a messenger RNA of Melanotaenia boesemani (Boeseman's rainbowfish), 2327 nucleotides long. It is a transcript of the gene ctdspla, whose product is annotated as CTD (carboxy-terminal domain, RNA polymerase II, polypeptide A) small phosphatase-like a. NCBI's taxonomy places the organism in Eukaryota, Metazoa, Chordata, Actinopteri, Atheriniformes, Melanotaeniidae. The record is from RefSeq and is a predicted model, not a curated record. Gene Ontology annotation, molecular function: RNA polymerase II CTD heptapeptide repeat phosphatase activity. Bases 429 to 1268 code for a protein of 279 amino acids. The transcript has 8 exons.